Hydra vulgaris (swiftwater hydra) is the source of this 546-nucleotide messenger RNA. The record is from RefSeq and is a predicted model, not a curated record. NCBI's taxonomy places the organism in Eukaryota, Metazoa, Cnidaria, Hydrozoa, Anthoathecata, Hydridae.
AUGAUUAAUAAAGAUGAUAAAAUGAAUGAUGAUGAAUAUGAUGAAUAUGAUGAAGAUAAAAAUGGGUAUAAAGCUUCAGAAUAUGAAUUUGGCCAAGCUUUUGAAAAAGCUGUUGAAAAUGGCAACCUUGAAUUAAUUAAAUACUUGCAUGAAUUAGGAGAUUCAGAAUAUGAAUUUAAUUCUGCUGUUGAAAGUGGAAAUCUUGAAAUAAUAAAAUAUUUACAUGAAUUAGGGUACAGAGAUUCAGAAUAUGAAUUUAAUUUUGCUGUUGAAAGUGGAAAUCUUGAAAUAAUGCAAAAAGCUUCAGAAUACGCAAUUGAUAAAGCUUUUGAAAAAGCUGUUGAAAAUGGCAACCUUGAAUUAAUUAAAUACUUGCAUGAAUUAGGGUAUAAAGCUUCAGAAUAUGAAUUUGGCCAAGCUUUUGAAAAAGCUGUUGAAAAUGGAGGUGGAUCACUUAAGGUAAUUUGUAACAUCUUUGAUCCAGAAAAAGAACGAUGCGAAGAUCAAAGUUCUCACGGAACAUAUCUGGAAUUACCCAUUCCAUAG